CUUUAACCAUGUUGCCGACGCCGAACUUGGGCUUAUCCUAUCAGGAUCGGCUGACACGGCCCGAAGUUCUAUACGCGUGUCUUUUUGUCCUCUUGGCUGUGACUAGUCUCUGCAUUGCCACACUGCUUCUACCAGCACCGUUCACUCCUGUGUCCAGAGUUAUCUCUUGGGUCCUCAGUAUCUAUUUACAAUUGCAGAAUCCGAUUCAACAUACAGAGACUGGUAGGAGUAUCCCCGGGCCGAAUUACGUGUGGCCCAAUGGACAAGGCGAUGUAGAGAAGGUCUUGACAAGACCCGAGCAGCUGCACGCCAUUUUCAGAGAUUCAGACAAGCAUACGAAAGCCACGAAUAGUGAUUCUGGUUACUUUAUGAGCCGUAUCCUAGGUCAGUGCCUAGGGCUAAUGGCGGGUCAGCGCUGGAAAUUCUUGAAGGGGAUUGCGGCACCACCUUUCAUGCACCCGGCAGCUGUCAGGUCCAUCGGUCGGAUUCAGGAGCAUGUUAGGGCCCACUUCCAUGACCUCGAGAGCAUCGGAAAUUUGAGAGAGGGCCGGAUACACCCCGUUCAGGACCUGAAGAUGCUUCCGUUUUUCAUCGUUGCAGAGGCCAACUAUGGCUCCCUUACACCAGACAUGAAAUCUGAACUCAAUGCCCUCGCACCGGCCCGUGAAAAUCUCAUGAAAUUCGUUCUUUUCGGUGGCCUGGCCCGCUUUAACAUCUCGCGCUUCUUCCCAACGGAAGCCAACCGUCAGCUGCAGCGAUUCCGCUCUCAGUGGCGGGCGUUCAAUCGCGCCGCAUAUGAGCGUGCCCGGGACAAACACCCGUCGGCGAUGGUUGUCCAGAUGUACGACGCCGUGCUCAAGGGCACCCUCAGUGAGGAGCAGGUUGCACAGACAAUGGACGAAACGCUGUACGCCAACCUGGACGUCACAACGGGGGGUCUUUCCUGGAAUCUGGUGUUUUUGGCUGCCAAUCCGGCCUGCCAAGCACGUCUGCACGAGGAAAUAUCCGCGCUGACAACUGCCGAGGAAGAAGGGUAUAUCUCUCGGAACGGAACCUAUCUUGCAGCAUGUGUGCUAGAGUCAUCCCGGCUCCGUCCAGCCCUACCCUUUACCAUCCCGCAGUCUGCGCCAACGGAGCGUGUAGUAGAUGGAUAUCGCAUCCCCGCUGGCACCAAUUAUGUAGUUGAUACCUGGGGACUGAACGUGCGGAAUGAAUUUUGGGCACCCGAUAAUGACACAUAUCGCCCCGAGAGGUUCUUGAACAGCUCGAACACGGAUCUACGGUACCACUUCUGGCGCUUUGGAUUUGGCCCUCGCCAGUGUAUCGGGCGCUACACUGCUGACGUGGUGAUACGGGCCAUCCUGCUGCAUUUGGUCAAGCAUUAUGAGUUGCAGAUGCUCGAGGAAGGGAGUUGGACGCAGGACCCUGAGUGUUGGAUCACGCAUCCAGAUUUGCAAGUGAGCGCUUCGCAACCUCCUGACAAUCCGAACGUCCGAGUCACCUCCGCGGCCUUGCUGCCAGAACCACCGCAAUCUCCCAGCCGCCAACAGGAGCUUCUUGUUCCGGAUGGUGCCUCCACUCGGUACAUCAACGAGGCAUUCCUCUCGCAGAUCCUGGACAAGGAGAAGGCUCUGUACAAAGUCAUAGGGACCCCACGGGAUACAGAUGAAAUCAACGCAGGCUUGCGACCAGAAGGCAUUUUGGCAAGCGCCAGACGGCCUGCGCAUGGGGGUAACGAGCUCGACUUGUCGCGCUGGCAAUCCGCACAGUUAUGGCAGAUAUAUCGCAACAAUGUUGAUCCCGUGGUCAAAAUCCUCCAUCUUCCAACAGUCGAGCCACUGGUGUAUUCGAUUAUGAACGGUGAAGGAUCGGAUGACUGCAGGGCUCUUCUGUUCGCCAUUUACUUUGCAGCAGUGACCAGUCUGGCCGAGGUCGACGCCGCAAACCUCCUCGGGCGCGAUAGGCGAUCCAGCUUGCGAGACUUUCAAGCCCGCUUCGAAAAGGUCAUGAUCGAUGCGGCCUGUCUGGACGCGCCGUCCAUGUUGUCCUUGCAGGCCCUGGCCAUCUAUAUCACAUGCCUCCGCGCACACCGUACAAGUCGAUCUGGAUGGAUCAUCAAUGGAGUCCUCAUCCGUGCUGCCCUGUCGAUCGGCCUCCAUCGCGACGGAACCCAUUUCAAUCUCCCCCCAUUCGACGCUGAGGUUCGCCGGCGCCUCUGGUGGCAGAUCCUAGUUCUAGACUAUCGGGCUGCCGAGGACCACGGUCUCGCAGUACAUGGCUUUGGCAGCCGAUCGGAUACUCGUCUCCCCCUGCACGUCAAUGAUAGUGAUCUGUCACCCGAUCUACGAAUCCUCCCCGGACCACGCGCGAAAUGGACUGAGAUGAGCCUCUUUCUCCUCACAUCGGAGAUUGCCAUCGCCUUUCAGAAGGUAUACCAGAGCACCUUGGGCCAGAGAGACCUCUCCCAGCGUCUCCAAACUGUGCAUGAGCUUACAACCUACCUGGAGAGUACGUACCUGUGCAACUGCGAUACGAACAUUCCCAUCCAGAAGGUCGCGUGGUUGUCCACGCGCUCUCUUCUCUCCAAGUUUGAAUUUUCCGUCUAUCAAGUGGGCCUCAGCAAUGAUCAAUCACAGGAGGCUGUUUCUUCGACUGCGGAACAGACGCUGAUAUCGGCAUGUGCCUGCUUGGAGCAAAGCAUGGAGCUGCAGACAGACGACCUGCUCCGUGGGUUCCGCUGGUUAUUCGCCAGCUACAAUCAGUUCCACUGCCUGAUGUAUCUUCUGUGGCAUCUGUGCGCUCAGCCCGCCGGGCCUCACGUGGUGCGCGUGUGGAAUAUUGUCGACGCUGUCUUCAACAUAACCGAGAAUGACCCAACCCGGCCGGAUCCAGGGCCGACGUGGAAGGUGCUGCGGCACUUACGGGAAAAGGCGAUACAACGGAGAGCGAAUGUCGCAAUGUCCUCGCCGACACAGCCUCGUGGAGCGUCUGAGGAACGUGUACUCGAGUCACGCACGGCUGAAGAGCAUUCGGGGCAGGAUGCGGGAGGCGCAGCGGACGGGUUUGGGGAUCUCUUGGCUCCUCUAGAUCCAAGUUCCUUGACUGACUGGAUCAACCUCUCAGAGAAUUUGGGGAUGUAUCGAUUUGAACCUUAG
This is a messenger RNA of Aspergillus pseudonomiae, 3155 nucleotides long. Its product is annotated as cytochrome P450. Gene Ontology annotation, molecular function: DNA binding; iron ion binding; oxidoreductase activity, acting on paired donors, with incorporation or reduction of molecular oxygen. The transcript has 5 exons. The record is from RefSeq and is a predicted model, not a curated record. Gene Ontology annotation, biological process: DNA-templated transcription. The coding region runs from base 9 to 3155 and encodes 1048 amino acids. NCBI's taxonomy places the organism in Eukaryota, Fungi, Ascomycota, Eurotiomycetes, Eurotiales, Aspergillaceae.